UCGCGUAAAUGUGAAAUCUAAUUGGUCAGUUUUUAUCUCUUCUCAUCUAAUAUUGAUACUAUUUUGCUAUUUGUUAAUACAGUUACACGUAGCCAAUCAAAAUUGUAGUCAAAACACAUAGCGCGAGACACCACGUUCAAAAAAUCCGCGCAAAUCUCGUAAGUAACGAAGGGCACAUUGUCCGUUGAAAAUAUUUAGUAUUCAUUUCGAAAAUGAAUUUUAUUGAAGGGAAAAUAAGAAAAUGGAUUAUAUUGAUUCAAGCAGAAAAAUUAAACGAAGUAAUAGAAGAUAUCCAGGCAAACACUUAUUCGGACUCAACUGAUAAUAUAAACAAAUACAUUUUUAAAGUAUUGUUGUAUUUGUCACAUACUGCAGACAAAUGCAAUAAACAGAAUUGUGUUAUUGGUGUGGAUAUUUAUAAGCUGACUUGUUUAUUGUGUUCAAUUCUGACUGAAAUACCUGAUACCAACAAAUUUGCCUCUAGUUUAUUCCAUAUAGUUCGUUGUUUAUUAACUAUAAAUAUGUAUAAGGAAGCAUUUGAGGUUUGUUGUUUUUUAGACACAAAUAUAAUAUGUUCUUCUCAUAUGGAUAUGAGUAACAUACUAGUAAAAGUGGCUUAUUUAUGGAAUAAUUCUGUGAAUAAUGCAUUCAGCAUUUUACAAAGUGAUUCUAAAAAUGCCAGAUAUUAUCAUCAACUAAAAGAGAUUAUAAAGCAUGAAUUGGAAAUAAUACAAAUAGUACAUAAAAGUUACACAAAACAUUUAUUUAUGAAGAUAAGUUCGUAUCUGGAUAAACUUGCAUCAAUAAAAGAAUCAGCCACUCAUUUUAAUGAUUUUUCUGUCUUUAUAAUUGAAUACUUGAAGGAAACUGAAAUAUUUUUGAAAGAAGAAGAGAACCAUGUUAUAUCUCGUCAAUUGCUGCACAUAGUAAGCAGAAUCAUAUGUGAAAAUAUUAAUGAAAAAGGUAUGAAAUUUGGAUUACAAAUAUUGGAUGAUCUAAUCAACCAUUUUAAAAUAAUUAUAAGGGAAAAUGAAGAGUGUUAUGAAUGCUAUGAACAAUUUAAAUCAUUUUGCCUGACAGUCAUGAAACCGGCUGAUAUAUUAGUAGAAAAUAAUGGUAAUAGAAUUAGAGAUGUCUGUGAUAAUUAUAAAAAAAUUGCAAAAAAGUAUGGUUACUCAGGAUUUAUUAAAUGGAUUACAUUCAGUAUUGGUCAGAUUCUAGAGCCAUUAUUCAUGUAUUGGGAAACAUGUAUAAAAGUAGGAAAUACAGCGUUUCUAAAGAAUGGCAUAUUAUUAGAGACCAUGAAUUUGGUUGCCGCAACAAGUAAAUGUUUUGUUCAUCAUACAUCGGAUAAAUGUAAAUCUUGUCAGAACAUAGAGUGUAUGGUGAGGAAAGAUAUGUACAAUGAAGUAGUAAUAAAAACCAGAUGUGUUAAUUUAAUUAGUAAGCUCUCUGCGAAUGAUUUAUCACGAGAUAUUUAUAGAAUUGCACAAAGAUUUUUGGAGCAAAAUAUAGCAUAUAUUUAUGAAAUGAAAAUGUCCAAAUGCAAGUGUUGGCCACAGUUGUGGUCCUCAUCUGGUGCUUUACUGUAUAACAUAGGCAUCAUGACUGAACGUUUUUAUGAAGAAAGCGUGUCUUUACUUUCUUUACUAUGUUCUUCUAUCAUACAGUUUGAGGGCAUUCAACAGAAAUCCUGCUACAUUAAUCUUCACAAUCCCAUAUGCUUCACAUUGCAUAGAAUAUCUUCUCUACAUUAUAAUCAUGGUAUGUAUAGAGAAGCUAUGACUGCAUCUGCAUUGAAUGCUCUAUUAAGUUAUAACGAUUCUGACUCAAAAGCAUUUCGGAUGUGGGCAAAUAUUAAACAUAAAUCCGUAACUUCCAAAGAAAUAAUGGACAUUACUAUAUUAUCCUGUUUGAAAUCGGAUAAGAUAAUAAUAGAAAAAUUAGGACUUACUAUUGAAUUAUCUAAAUACGACCUUGUUGAAAUAUGUUUAAAAGAAGCAAAAGGUUUGCAAGCAGCAAAAGUCAAUCUUUCAGAUGCCAUUCAUAAAGUUCUGGAUGAAAUGAUAGCACUAAAAGCAUCUCCAGUGCAGUAUGCUCGAGGUGUUCAACUAUUACUAUAUCAUCUGCUAAACUUUGACUACAAUGAGAAUGUUUUAGACUGCUUGAAGCAAGCUGUCUUCAACUUAAAGCAGACGAACAUAAGUAACUUUGUUUUAUGUUUGCAAGCUAAUUUGGAAUUUUAUAUUUUUGUGGCACAUUUAAAUAUUGCAAGUAAAAAAACUCAGAUAGAAAUGGAAAAUAUGAAAUAUGCAUUAUAUGCUCCCAAGAUAUCAGAAAUUGGAGAAAGCGAGUCUAGUGAUGUUGUACCAGCUUAUACCAUGAUAAAUAUUAAAGAAGAUUCAAGACUUCGGAUGUAUUUGGAGGCAGCAUUGAAAAAAUGGAAUAAAUGUUUCAAACAAAAUAUUGAAGAAAUUGUUAAAAGCUAUGAAGGAUCGGUAACACUUCAUACAUUAAUUAUAGCCGGCGAAUACGCUCGUUUAUAUCGUUACCAGAAAUGUGAAAUUGAUAUAUGGAAACUUGCAUAUAAGUUAGCUUGCCAGUUGCAAGACAAUCGAGCAAUUAUUUAUGUCACUAGUCGAAGUAUAUCAUUGAGAUUCAUUGACCCAAAAUGGAUAACAACUACCAAAGAGCUUGUAAAUAAAUUUGAAAAUACCAAGGAUGUAAACAUGACUUAUGUUAUCGGUAUCUUUUGGAUAAGUUUAUCAGACUUUUAUUUUGAAUGUAAUAUGUAUGAAAAAGCUAGGAAGCUACUAGAUGAAUCUAGAAAACUACCAGGAAUCUCUUUCGUUUCUAAUAUAGCUGUGUAUUUAUACAGCUUGGACAGAAUUUUGUACAAUUGUUCAUUCUACAAAGAGGAUAUGAGGCAUGAAGAAUACACUCGCUACAUUGUUGAAACCUUAUACACUCUAGUUAAUUUGAGUGAAGAACUGUCUACAAGAAAAUGGAAACCUCAAGACAAGCACCUCUUUGGCUUUGACAUACUUCUAUCUGCAACAAUUAAUUUGUCCCUACGAAUGAACAGUUUGCUAUCUUUUAGAGAAAUUGGUGCCCACUUAGUACGACGACUAAGGACAGCGCAAGCUUUGGGAGCAACUAUACGAGUUGCAGAAGUAUUGAAAUCACUCUGUUACAUUGAUUUGUCGCGUUCACAGUUAAACGACUGUGAAGUAAAAUUGCAAGGCUUGGAACACAUUUUAAAUAUUGAGACAUUUAAAACGUCAGUGAAUCCUAAUUCAGUAAAAAUGAUCGCACAAAGCGUUUCGACCCCAGUUCGAAUUAUUGAACCUGUCAGAGACGUUCCACAAAACGAUACAUCGCCUAUUCUGCGAAAUAAAUGUUUUGAUUUUCCCGAAUUUAUGGACCAUAUCAAUUGCAAUUGUUAUGCGUGUGAAAAUUUGUCAUACAAAUAUUUGGUAUUCGUCAGCACUCAUAUUAGAGCCCAAUUAUAUGCAUUGCAAAAAAAUUAUUCCGCAUCGUUACAACACUUCAACGGUGCGUUUAAAAUAAAAGAAAAAUUAAUGAAGAUAGAAAAAUCUACGUCGAAAGAUAAAAAUGAUUAUUUCUCUUGGCAAGAACGGUUUUACAGUACAGAUUACAUACUUCUAUUAAACAACUUCUCCUAUUUUUUGAGAAGCUAUCCGAAAAUGAGACAAGAUCCAAUGAAUAUCCUUUUCUUAGCAAGUCAGUUAUGUGACCUGUAUAAACUUAAAGGGCAUCCGGUUUAUAUGUCGACCAAGGAAUUGAUGUUCGAUUGUGAUUUUCAAAAGAUAAUUGACAGGCUAGAUUACUCAUCGUUUACUGUUCCUGACAUAUCAGACAUUGAUAUAAGGAAUUAUGAAACAAAAUCUAAAGCUGAAAACAUUGUUUGCGUUACACCAAUUGUUAAUAACAUUCGAACAAAGAAACCCGCUACUCUAAAGCGAAAUCGAGAUCCUCCGUUGCUGAAGCUAAAUAAAAUCAGUAUGAACUUCAGCGAUGACGAAGAUAAUACUUUCUCACCGCAGCCUGAAUUUCGCAGAACAAGGUCACGUAGUAAAUUAAGAAGAAGGAAGAUUUUUAGUGACGAAGGUUUGGACAAUUCAACAAAAACGAAAGAAGAAACUAACGAAUCACAUAAAUUGAGUUUUCGAGAGUUUGCAGAUGGACAGGAACAGAAUGUUGAUAAUAUUUUUAUGAAAGAUAUUGUAAAUAAAAUUACAUCACUGGCGCCUGAUGUGUCGGAACAUUUGCACAAUGUUGCAGACAAUUUGGAAGAACCUGCAACGAGUAGUAACAUACAGAAAUUGCUCAAGAGAAUAGAAGACCUCAAGGUGAACGCAGUUUCACAUACAGGUACUAGGAGAACGCGGCAUUCGAAGCAACUGACUUCUAGCGAUUGCAGUAAAAUCGAUAAAAUAAUUGCAUUGUUUAAUGAGCUAGAAAUUGAUCAACAAAAGAAUAAUUAUGGUUCGACAAAACAUGAUGUAAUACCUGAUCCAAAUGGAAGAAUAAACGAGGAAAACAGUGUGGAGAGAUUAGAACAAAAUAAAUUAACUGUUAAACAAUACAACAAAAUAGACAAUGUAAAGAAAAUACAAGUUAGCGAAAAUACGACAUCAAGAAUUAGUAGGAAAUCAGUAAAACAAAAUACAACAACUAAGGAGACGUAUAAUACGAAACCUAGCAAAUCCAAAUAGA
This is a messenger RNA of Nomia melanderi (Alkali bee), 4740 nucleotides long. RefSeq lists its product as uncharacterized. Lineage: Eukaryota; Metazoa; Arthropoda; Insecta; Hymenoptera; Halictidae. The record is from RefSeq and is a predicted model, not a curated record.